AGGAGUCGAAAGGCAGGGAGAGAGAGCGCGCUAAACCGUCCGUUAAUUUGUUUUUUGGUAGGUAAAACGUUGUUAAAUUUAUUUGUGCUAAAACUCGGAACCCUAGAAACGAAGAAUUGGAUCUCAGACCCGAUCCACAAAACCCUCCCACUGUCCUCGCUUCCUCAUCAUAUAUAUCCAUGCGAACUUCUCAAAAGGCCUUAAUUUUCAAUCGUUCGUUCAUAUAUUAAAAACACUCUCUCCCUACACUUUCUUCAUUUAAUUAUGAUUAUUAUUAUUAACUCGCAUUUAAUGAUGAUCCGUUCUUGGCUGCGUCCUUCUCGCUCCUUUAGAUCUCCCCUUCCUCUCUUCACCGACGUUUCUGAAUCUAAACCCACACACCAAUUUUAUAGUUUCACAAAGACAAAUAGGGGAAAUUAAGAAUAAACUAUUUGUCAUGUGUGUAUCUACAAUUCUACAAUCUACACACACUGGAUACACACGAUUAUUGUUGCAUUUCUUUCGCGGGAAGGUUCUGCGAAUUACGAGAAAUUCUGGUCAAUUGGGAUCACUUGGGUUCUCAAAACUGAGCUAGAAAUGAGUUGUGAAGAAGAAGUAGAACAGAGACAGAGAGGUUAGCAUGAAGUGCGCAGCAAAUGUGCUUCGGUUUCUCGGUACUCGAGACCACGUUGGCUUCAUCAUCAUCAGCAGAGAGAUGUUUCGCGGUCAACUCUUCUUUUGCAGUGGCCUCUUAUAUAAACUGUUUGUGUACUUCUCAACCAUCGUGGACUCAGCCCUGCGCUUCUGUCUCUCUCCUCUCUUCUUGUACUUGGGCUUUCGAAUUUGGAUGAUUUUUUGGAAGAAGAGAUUCUGAAUUUUUGAUAAGAUGAGACCGGCCAUUUUCCAGCAUUUUUUCCUUGGGAUAUUGGCUUGGUUGAGUGUCUACUGGGUGAAUGCUGAGGACCCAUAUAGAUUUUUUACGUGGGAAGUUACAUACGGAACAAUUUCUCCGCUUGGUGUCGAGCAAAGAGGCAUCCUUAUUAAUGGGCAGUUUCCUGGCCCCACCGUUGAUUGCGUCACCAAUGACAACAUACUUGUUAAUGUCAUCAAUAAGCUUGAUGAGCCUUUCCUCAUUACAUGGAAUGGAGUUAAACAGAGAAAGACCUCCUGGCAAGAUGGAGUGCUUGGAACGAAUUGCCCAAUCCCUCCUAACUCAAACUGGACAUACAAGAUGCAAGUGAAAGAUCAGAUUGGAACCUACACAUACUUCCCUUCAACUUUGAUGCAUAGAGCUGCUGGUGGUUUUGGGGGUUUGAAUAUUGCAUCAAGGUCCGUGAUAUCAGUCCCAUAUCCCAAACCUGCUGAAGAAUUUACUUUACUCGUUAGUGAUUGGUUCAAGUCUGAUCACAAGGUGUUACAACAAACACUGGAUUCAGGGAAGCCUUUUCCUUUUCCUGAUGCUCUUCUUAUAAAUGGAGUACGUUCCUGUUCUUUCACGGGUCAAAAAGGGAAUUCCUAUUUGUUUAGGGUGUCAAAUGUGGGAUUAACAACAUCAAUCAACUUUAGGGUUCAGGGCCAUACAUUGACACUGGUAGAAGUUGAAGGUGCUCAUACUAUGCAGGAUGUGUAUGAAUCACUCGACAUUCAUGUUGGCCAAGCUGUAGCUGUUAUGGUCUACUUACAUGCAACACCAAAGGACUACUUUAUUGUUGCUUCAACUCGUUUUACAAAGCCCAUUCUGACUACCACUGCAAUUCUUCACUAUGACGGUUCUACAGCUCCAGCCACUUUACCAUUGCCUAUUGGUCCUACUUAUCAUAUCCAUUGGUCUAUGAAACAAGCGAGGACCAUCAGAUGGAAUUUGACAGCAAAUGCAGCCAGGCCCAACCCUCAAGGGUCAUUUCACUAUGGCACCAUACCGGUAGUAAGGACAUUAGUGCUAGCAAACUCAGCAACCAACAUCAAUGGCAAGCUACGUUAUGCUGUUAAUAGCGUCUCCUACAUUAACCCAAGCACCCCGUUGAAGCUUGCUGACUAUUUUAACAUCCCUGGAAUCUUCAACCUUAACACAAUCAAGGACACACCUACUCCUGGCCCUAUAGUGCUUGGUACAUCAGUCAUAGACACCACUCUUCACGACUUCACAGAAAUCGUCUUCCAAAACAAUGAGAACACUAUCCAGUCUUGGCAUCUUGAUGGCUAUGAUUUCUGGCAAAUCGGGUUUGGUUCUGGUCAGUGGAAUUCUACUUUGAGAAGUCGCUACAACCUGGUUGAUGCAACCAGCAGAUACACUGUUCAGGUAUAUCCAAAAUCUUGGAGUGCAAUAUUGGUGUCAUUGGACAACAAGGGCAUGUGGAAUUUAAGGUCUGCAAUCUGGCCAAGGCAAUAUCUAGGACAGCAACUGUACCUCAGAGUGUGGAACAAUGAACGCAGUGUGUUUACUGAGUACGACAUCCCUCCAAAUGCAUUACUCUGUGGCAAGGCUGUAAACUUGUAGUAGGUUCUGUCAUUCAUGUAACUUUCUAUCUUUUUCUUUUUACUUGUAUAAUUCAGUCACAAGGGGGUGACUGUCUCAAAGGCUAAGUGCCAAAAGCUUGACAAUUGUCAUUGUUUUUAGAUUUCUUCGUAAUCAUAAUCAUAAUAAAGAUUUCUCUUGUCU
Messenger RNA from Cornus florida, 2638 nucleotides. RefSeq names its product L-ascorbate oxidase homolog. The coding region runs from base 866 to 2476 and encodes 536 amino acids. The record is from RefSeq and is a predicted model, not a curated record. Lineage: Eukaryota; Viridiplantae; Streptophyta; Magnoliopsida; Cornales; Cornaceae. Gene Ontology annotation, molecular function: copper ion binding; oxidoreductase activity. The transcript has 9 exons.